AUGCAAGCUUUUGUGAUGCUCUUCUUAGUGGUUGCAGCAUUGAUGAGCAAUGAUGUCUAUUCAUUACCCGCAAUCAACUUUACAGAUACUGAAUUAUCAAAUCAAAUGAUUAAAACAUUGAGCGAAGCUCUUUUAGCUCAAGGCGAACAACAACAACCUAUUCGAGCUGAUCCUCGAAGCUAUUACUAUCCGUACCCAUAUCAAAAUGUUAACUGGUAUAAUUUUCCUUAUUUAUGGCCUGCUGUCGCUGGUGGUCUUCUUGAUCCCACAGCACCGCUCGCUGGUGUUGGUGCUCAAAUGACGGGCUUAGGUACUGGUGGAUGUCCAACAAAUUUUUGUCCAACUGGUGCUACUUGCUCACAACAAGCUGGUCAAUGGCAAUGUGGAUGUGGUACAAAUAGCUGUGUUGGAAGUAAGCGAUUCAUUUAUUUAUUUAUUCAUUUUUAUUAG
Molecule: messenger RNA, 450 nt
Organism: Rotaria sordida
Lineage: Eukaryota; Metazoa; Rotifera; Eurotatoria; Philodinida; Philodinidae
Source: the annotation of a GenBank genome assembly